This is a messenger RNA of Protopolystoma xenopodis, 837 nucleotides long. NCBI's taxonomy places the organism in Eukaryota, Metazoa, Platyhelminthes, Monogenea, Polystomatidea, Polystomatidae. The record is from the annotation of a GenBank genome assembly.
UGGGUCACAUUUGUUGGGGCACGUCGAACUUCAGGCCGGAAUGAACUGAUCGCUCGCUACAUCAAACUUCGCACUGGAAAGACCCGAACUCGCAAGCAGGUUUCCAGUCAUAUCCAAGUGCUCGCAAGGCGGCGCUCCAAAGAAAAGCAGCACCAGCAGCACCCGCUCCAGGACCAAUGCAUGCUUCAGGACUGUCAGUCUUCUAACGAUGUCCAGUUCUUCUCUGCAUCAGCCGGCUGGUUCGAGCCCAACGAUCUCCCUUCACCCUCCUCUACCUCCACCUCGCUCACUCUAUGCUCCUUCUCGACGGUCACAACAGCUGCAAGGUGUCUUCGCGACGGCCAAACGGAGCUGGCGUCAGCCGCAUGGACAGAGCCAAAAUCCGUCAAGCGGACGUCAUCCCACUUGGCUGCCUCAAUGCCAUUCGAGAAGACCCCGGAGCCGACUGCGAUCCCGCUUCUGACACCGUCGUCCCAGCCCCACCCGCAGACUCCACAAACUCGAGUCGAUCGGUUGCCGCCCUCCGAAGGCGUGGCGCCGAUUUCGGGUCCAGUCAACCUGGCUGCUGGGCUUAUUGAUCCUGAAUGGACUCGGUUUGAGCCAGGUUCCUUGGACUCCCGACGGGACUCGGCGACCAAGCGUUUGGGUAGGCAGAAUAGCAGGCUUACUCAAACUCACUCAUCACAAAACCAAUGGUCUGAUAGGAUAGUGAUGUCGUUUGACGAUUCGGCUUGUCGGUUAAAAAAACUAUUUCUUAUCCUCUUCAUCAUCGUCGUCGGCAUUACCACUGAACACUGCCUUGUAGGCGCCAAUCAAAAACACCAUUUGAAACUCUAA